AUGGUUAAAGGACACAAUAGGAGUGCCCAGGUCCUGGGACUGGAAAAGUUCCAUGGGGAGGACUACACCAUGUGGCGAGACAAGGUGCUAACGCACAUAGAGACGCUGGAUGAGAAAUACCAGCGAGGGUUGUUGGAAAAGGACCAACCUGAGGCUACGGUUAUCAUGAUGGACUUCCUUGAGGGUACGCCUGAGAAACCCAUCAUUUCGGUGGAGGGGAAUAUUUCUCAAGAGGAGGCGAAGGCCAAGCGUUGGCGCCACCAACACUGGACUAGGGCUCGGUCCGAGCUGUUGAACUUAUUCAACCAAGCGUUGCCUAACGUUUUCUUGAGUGGGCUGCCGGAUCAAGUUACGGGCUCGGGGAUGCAGGAGGCGUAA
This is a messenger RNA of Phytophthora infestans T30-4, 378 nucleotides long. RefSeq lists its product as uncharacterized. Lineage: Eukaryota; Oomycota; Peronosporomycetes; Peronosporales; Peronosporaceae. The transcript has 2 exons. Bases 1 to 378 code for a protein of 125 amino acids. The record is from RefSeq and is a predicted model, not a curated record.